AUGGACCCAACAGCGCAGUUCUUCACCAAGCUGAGGAAACUGGCGGUGACUCUGGAAACAGAUACCGGGAAGCUUCAGCAGUCGUUUGAAAACCGUAACAACGACGAUGACAGCGAAACAACGGCGAAAGCGAUGCGAGCAUAUCAUGAACUGAACUGUGACGUCUGGAACCUCAAGGCACAGGUGCAGGAUCAGCUGGCUCAGCAGAAAGCAAAGGAGAACGAGGUGAGCAGCUUUAUUAAGGCCAGCAGGGUGAUGGAGAAGAGGGUCACCGACGACAUCCAGAGACUUAAGGAACACUGGGAAAAAUACGGCUACCAGGCUCCGAGAGACACCCAGAGACCAGACAACAAAAAUCAGGAGUUAAAGGCGGAAGACGAAGAAGCGGAUGAGAAUGAAAACAAGUCAGCAGGAGAAGAAGAGGAAAGCCAGGAGAAGUCUGAAGCGAGCCAUUCUUCUGCGGGACCACCAGCCCCCGCUGACUUGCUGCGAACCCCACAGCUCUCUGACUUCGGCCUGUCUGAGAUGCAGCUGAAGAGAAACCUGGCUGGGGGAGAGUGGUGCGCCGAAGUGCCACCUAUGCCUGAGCUGAGCCUCGCAAAACCCUCACUCAACACCCCGGAGAUGCCACCCAUGCCCAUAACUCCCAAAUGUGCUCUGAGGAUGGAUGAGGAUGAGCUGCAACCACCACAAAUGCAUGACUUUGGCAUUUCUGAGCACACCAUGUGUUUGAACAAUGACUUCACCAUGGACUUGUUCAGGAAGAACAUCAAGAAGCCCGAGCGACCACCACAGGACCUCCCAGUACCACCAGUGAACUCUCUGAUAGAGAGUUUGAAGGCAAAUGGAAACAACUUGGACUCUCCAGAGCUGCCAGUGUUUUCUACCCCGGGGUUCAAGAUCAAAAAGCCAAACGGUCACUGCACCCCAUCUGCACAGGGGAACGCUGAUCCAGAAUCCCCUGGUUGCCCGAGCAAUCAGCCCACCACCCCCGAGGUCCCGGAAUUUAAAACUCCAUACGUUAACCGUCUGCUCAGCAGCAAAAAGAGCGCACGACAGCCCGAGCCUAUCAAAAUGCAAGUUGAUGAUGACAGCCACACCUUUGAACUUCCAACUCAUAACACAGCAGCCGGCUCCAAGCGCAAGUGGGAAUACGAUGUCCCAGAGUGUUCCGUCUUAGAUGUGGAGGACAAGCAGAUGCUGGAGAUGCCUAAUCUUGAGUCUAUUUUGGGAAACUCUUUACAAAGUGUAAGCAGGAAAAGCACCUUUAGUGAAUAUGAAAAAGAUCCCACUGUCAACCGUCUGGAGCUGGACCGACCCACUCAGCAGUUUAUUUUGGGGACACCUCGCAUCAGGGGGGACUACUUAGAGCCCAGUACCCCAGAGAGGCCAGACCUCAGCUCUGUUACACAGGACAUCUGUAAACUUGUGUCCCAAGCUCAUUUGAAGAAAGCUGCCAUGGAGGAAAAAGAAAAAAACAGUCCUCUCCCCACAGUUGUGACUGUGUCUCCGGUGUCAGAGGGCGAGUUUCAGAGUUUACCGAGCUACAUGAGGCAGAUGACUCUGCACAACCUCAACCAGGCUGUUCACAACAUCAAUAAAUUCAUGGCAGGGUGUCGAGGAGAAAAAACCCAGUUUCAGAUGGAGGAGCUGAGGACGAUUACCAAUGUUGGAACCAAGACCCCUGUAUACAUCCUCUGUCUUAGCGAGCUCAACAGGCUGGAUCAUAUUGGAGAGUCGGCGUACAAACUGAACUUACACAACUGAAGGUGUCCUGGAUACAUCACACUUUCUGUGACUGAGAUGUAGUCUCAACCCCACUUGCAAAAACCUGCUUGUACUUUCAUCUUGUAGCUAAAGAGACACUGGACUCUGACAAUCUCUCACACUUCACUACAAGAGAACUGCAGCUAAUUAA
Molecule: messenger RNA, 1918 nt
Organism: Scomber scombrus (Atlantic mackerel)
Lineage: Eukaryota; Metazoa; Chordata; Actinopteri; Scombriformes; Scombridae
Gene: ska3
Product: spindle and kinetochore associated complex subunit 3
Exons: 11
Coding region: 1-1767 (588 amino acids)
Biological process (GO): chromosome segregation; mitotic cell cycle
Cellular component (GO): spindle microtubule; outer kinetochore
Source: RefSeq, a predicted model, not a curated record